Molecule: messenger RNA, 2389 nt
Organism: Meleagris gallopavo (turkey)
Lineage: Eukaryota; Metazoa; Chordata; Aves; Galliformes; Phasianidae
Gene: SLCO2A1
Product: solute carrier organic anion transporter family member 2A1
Biological process (GO): prostaglandin transport; sodium-independent organic anion transport; transmembrane transport
Cellular component (GO): basolateral plasma membrane
Molecular function (GO): prostaglandin transmembrane transporter activity; protein binding
Source: RefSeq, a predicted model, not a curated record
CCCCUCACACAGGGCAUGGUGCCCAACAGCUACCUGUUGGCAGGGCAGCUGGUGGUACUGAUUGGGGUGACACUUUCUUGCCCACAGGUGUUUGUGCUAUGCCAUGGCCUCCUCCAGCUGUCCCAGCUCCUCUACAGUGCCAACUUCAAGAGCAGCCUCACCACCAUCGAGAAGCGCUUCGGGCUCUCCAGUCUCUCAUCGGGUUUCAUCUCCAGCUUACAUGAGAUUGGCAAUGUGGUCCUCAUCAUCUUUGUCAGCUACUUUGGUAGUCGAGUGCACCGCCCACGGGUGAUUGGAGCUGGGGGGCUGCUGCUGGCACUGGGAGCCUUCCUGGUGACCCUGCCCCACUUUCUCUCAGACCCCUACGAAUACACCACACUAAGUGCUGGUAACAAGAGCCAGAUCCAGGCUGAGCUCUGCUACGCAGAGAACAAGUUUGUGUGCCCAAAUGCCACCCAGGACCCUCAGAAGGAGGCCAGCAGCAUAUGGGCAAUGAUGGUCAUCGCUCAGCUCUUGGCUGGAAUUGGGACAGUUCCCAUCCAGCCCUUUGGGAUCUCCUACGUGGAUGACUUUGCAGAAGCAAACAAUUCUCCACUGUAUGUUGCCAUCCUCUUUGCCAUCGCAGUGUUUGGCCCCGCGUUUGGGUACCUGCUGGGCUCUGUGGUGCUGCGGCUCUUCGUGGACAUUGGCAGAGUUGACAUGGCAACAGUGACCCUGACCUCGCAGGACCAGCGGUGGAUCGGAGCCUGGUGGCUGGGGCUGCUGAUCUCCUCCGGCUGCUUGGUGCUCACGUCCAUCCCUUACUUCUUUUUCCCUCGGUACAUGCUGAAGGGAAAGGACCCAAGCUCAGAGGAUGGCAUGCUGAGGAAGAUGGAGAAGAGGGAAUUUGAAGAAAUCUCCCUGCUGGAAUUUAUCAAAAGAUUCCCGAAGAUCUUCCUCAAGCUGCUCCUCAACCCCCUGUUUAUCCUCCUGGUGCUUGCUCAGUGCAGCUUCUCCUCUGUCAUUGCGGGUCUCUCCACCUUCCUCAACAAGUUCCUGGAGAAGCAGUACGGUGCUACCUCCUCUUAUGCCAACUUUCUCAUCGGAGCCGUCAACCUGCCAGCAGCAGCACUUGGGAUGCUCUUAGGAGGAAUCAUCAUGAAACGCUUCGCCUUCUCCCUCCGGGCCAUCCCCCGGUUCUCCGUGGUGGUACUGGUUUUCUCCAUCCUCAUCUGCCUGCCCAUUUUCUUCAUGGGCUGCUCCACAGGGCUCGUCGAUGGGAUCUACCCCUCCAGAACACAGAGUUCCCAGCCACAGGUUAAGGCACCCAGUGGGUGCCGCUGCUCCGAGCACAUCUUUCACCCGGUGUGUGGAGAAAACAACGUGGAGUACAUCUCACCCUGCUUUGCUGGCUGCACCAACAGCAGCACUGAUUCCUCAGCUCCCAGAGAGGUGAUCUACAGAAACUGCUCCCAGAUCUCUGCCGGUAACGGGUUGUCCUCUGCCAAGACGGGCUCCUGUCCCCUCAGCUGCUCCCACAUGCUCCUCCCUGCCAUCUUCCUCAUCUCCUUCGCUGCCCUGGUGGCCUGCUUGUGUCACAACCCCCUCUACAUGAUGGUGUUACGGGUGGUGAACCAGGAUGAGAAGUCAUUUGCCAUUGGCGUCCAGUUCUUGCUGAUGAGGUUGCUGGCCUGGCUCCCAGCUCCAGCCAUGUUUGGUGCCCUCAUCGACUCCUCCUGCAUCUACUGGCAGAAACAGUGCUCACUGCGUCGCUUCUGUGCCUACUACAACAACGACUUCCUUCGCAACAGAUACCUGGGGCUGCAGAUGGGAUACAAAGUGGUGGGCACCAUCCUCCUUGCCCUCAUUGGCUGGAAGGUGAAGAGGAGCAAAGAGUACAAUGUGCAGGAGAAGGCGGCCGGCCUGGUGUAACUGAGCAAAGACUGACUGCACUUCAUUCCCCACCACCAGCACUUUGCCCUUUGGGGAAUUUGGUUGAUUUCUCAUUCUUUUGUAUUGGAGCAACAUCAGCAUAGUAGCUCCUCACUCCUCUCCUGACAACUCAGCCUGGGGAGAGGGCAUCUUUGUGCUCCCAGCAAAGGACAAUCCCCACUGGUCCCAUCUUUGGAUGCAGCUCUGGGCACAUUGGGGACCAGCUCCUCCAAGACUCACCAAUUGCUUUGCACUCCCAGGAAGCAGGAGGCAGAUAGGGGCUGUGUUCCAGCCUGGACCCACAUACACAGAUGCAAGCAAUGGUCCUGCUCCGCUGUGCCUUUUCCAGCCAGGUGUUGCCCUCCAGACAGGAUAGGAGCAAGCAAGAUUGCUGCCAAGUCCUAGGGGCUUCCCUGUCUGCCCCUGCCCAUCUCUCUUGUACAGGUCAACAUGGACAUGAAAAGUCAUCACUUGUGGU